AUGAGUGCUAUUGCUGAUAAUGAGUAUACUCCUCAAAAUGCCAAACAUUUCACCAGAUCAUUAAUAUGGAAGACUUGCUACAUUACAAAGAGUUUGAAUAUUCAAACGUGGGAUUCAAGACUAAGUGAAUCUAGAGUUAUAUAUCAUUCAUUAAUUAAAAGGAAAGAUAUGAACAUACCGUGGUGGGAUUUGGAAAGAGAUCAUACUUUUUACCAAUCUAAGGAAAUAGCUUUGACGAGAAGGCAGAGCGUUAAGAGAAAUACAUCGACGAAAACAUCAAGAAGCGUGAAAAAAACACCAUUAUCAACUGUUUCUAUUAGUAAAACUGACGACCCUUUAAAUGCUUCAUCCUCACCUCAAUUGCAUGACCAUAUUAUAGAUGAUUUGGAUUUGUUGAAAACUAUAAUAAUGGAUAUAGACAGAUUGUUUCCCGGAGAAAAAUAUUUCAAUUCUUUAACGCCCUCAUCGUUGGAGUCUAAACGACAAUUGAUUGAAUUACUAUUUGUUUGGUCGAAAUGUAACCCACAGGUUGGCUACAAACAAGGCUUCCAUGAAAUUAUGGGUUUAAUGUACAUAAAUUUGUACAGGGAGGCUAUUAAUGUUCCGAAUGAUUCUACUAUUUCAAAGGAUGAUUUAAAAAUAUUAAGUUUAUAUGACAAGCACUAUUUACGGCAUGAUUUGUUUACUCUAUUCAACAGAUUUAUGGUACUGGGGGGAAUAAUUGGAAGGUUCUAUGAAAAUGAAAGCGUUUUAUGGAAGUCUAUUGAGAGCAUUAACGUAAAUUUGAUGAAAAUUGACCAAUUGAUUCAUUAUAAUUUAAUCAGUAAGUUGAAAUUGGAAUCACAAUUAUGGGCAAUAAGGUAUCUUCGAUUGCUAUUAUUAAGGGAAUUGGGAAAUAAUUUAGAAACUACAAGCUUAUUGUGGGAUAAACUAGUCUCGAUUCAGAAGUCGAUCUCAUCUAUUCCAGAUUUAAUUACUUUUCUAAUUAUAGGACUACUAAUUAGAGUGAAAACAGAAUUAAUCACAUGUGACUUUAGUGAAUGCUUAUCACUUUUGUUGCAUUACCCUAUAGGAAAGGAGUUCUCGAAAUCAUCACCUGAGAAUUUCGUCUAUCAUUUGUUCAGGGAUGCAGUGAAGCUAUAUGAAAGGAGAGAUAAUGACUUGAAAUUAUAUAAUUAUGGUAUCCACCUCAAUGACAAAUGGAAUCCUAAGUUGAAGGUAGUGAUGAACUUUACUAAUAGUAAUAGAAAUAGUGGUGAAUCCAGUAAGUCUGGUAGUCCAGACCCCUCCGAACAAAUAAAGGAAGGAAAUGGUCUGAUGACGAAAAACGAAAAAAUGGCAUUCGAAAAAUACAGAUUAGAAAUGAGGUUAAAGAAGAAAGCUCAACUGCUUAUGAGACCAUAG
Messenger RNA from Debaryomyces hansenii CBS767, 1404 nucleotides. RefSeq lists its product as uncharacterized. The coding region runs from base 1 to 1404 and encodes 467 amino acids. The record is from RefSeq and is a predicted model, not a curated record. Gene Ontology annotation, molecular function: GTPase activator activity. NCBI's taxonomy places the organism in Eukaryota, Fungi, Ascomycota, Pichiomycetes, Serinales, Debaryomycetaceae. The transcript has a single exon. Gene Ontology annotation, biological process: intracellular protein transport; activation of GTPase activity.